Molecule: messenger RNA, 594 nt
Organism: Drosophila busckii
Lineage: Eukaryota; Metazoa; Arthropoda; Insecta; Diptera; Drosophilidae
Exons: 1
Coding region: 1-594 (197 amino acids)
Source: RefSeq, a predicted model, not a curated record
AUGGAGGCGGCACAGGUGGCCCAACAGGCGUAUGAGCAACAGCAACCAGCCGCAGCGAGUGCAGCGCGUUGGGUCAAGGCCAAGCUGGCGGAUCAGGCAGCAAGUGCGGCAAUGACAGCUGAAGCGGCGCUGAGCAGCAAAGAGGAAGCGCUGCAGCAAGUGCUAGCUGAAAUUUGUGAGGCCAAGAAGACGCUGCGCAUGGAAAAGGAUUCCGUGCAAUGCUAUCAAAGCAAUUACGAGGCUGCCAAACUGGGCGUAGACCAGGGACGGCAGGUGGUCUGCAGCUUGAAAACAGCAGCUCAGCUAGCAAAACGCUAUGAGCACUACGCCAAGAACUCUGAGCAUAGCAUAAACCUGGCUCUGCAACAGAAGCAACAGCUAUUGGCUACUGCCCGAAAAUAUAUUAAACUGCUUAGCAAAAAAUUAAAUAUCGCCCGCCAAGAGCUUUGUGAUACCAAAAGAGCAGCCUACAGAGCACUUGUUACAGCCGCAGAGGCGCGUCGAAAAGUGGAUGAAUAUGUUUCGAGGCAAACGAGACAAAGAAGCAACAACGAUCGAUGUCACAAAAAGCGAGAAAAACUAAGAAGCAAUUAG